Ilex paraguariensis (yerba mate) is the source of this 1833-nucleotide messenger RNA. The record is from the annotation of a GenBank genome assembly. NCBI's taxonomy places the organism in Eukaryota, Viridiplantae, Streptophyta, Magnoliopsida, Aquifoliales, Aquifoliaceae.
AUGGAAUCACUUCCCACAGAUGAAGCAGCAAAACUAUCUACUUCCGGUCGCAAGCCCGGUGGCUGGAUCACUUUUCCCUUCAUGAUAGCAACCAUGGGGGGUUUGUCCUUGGCAGCGGGAGGAUGGGUUUCGAACCUUAUUGUGUAUCUGAUAGAGGAAUACAAUGUGAAGAGCAUCGAGGCUGCUCAAAUUUAUAAUGUGUUUAAUGGCUGUAUCGCUCUCUUUCCGAUCAUCGGAGCAAUCAUCGCCGACUCCUUUCUAGGCUGUUUCUCCGUCAUAUGGAUUUCAUCCCUUAUAUCUUUGCUGGGUAUGGUACUCUUAGUCCUAACUGCAGGACUUGAACCCUUGAGGCCUUCCCACUGUGACAAUGGAUCAAACUUGUGCACAGACCCAUCAAAAAUCCAAUUAGUAAUCCUAUAUGCUGGUUUAGUUCUGUCAGCUUUAGGAGUAGGGGGUACACGCUUCACACUAGCAACAAUGGGAGCAAAUCAAUUUGAUAAGCCAAAGCACCAAGGCAUUUUCUUCAACUGGUACCUUGUCGCCCUGUACGUACCCUCUGUCAUAAGCACCACGGCCAUCGUCUACGUUCAAGACAACGUGAGUUGGGCAUCGGGGUUUGGGAUUUGUGUUGCAGCCAAUGUACUGGGAUUAGCCAUUUUCUUGUUGGGAAGCCCUUUUUAUCGCCAUGUUAGGCCACAAGGGAGCCCAUUCAUGGGUUUGGCUCGUGUUGUAGUUGCAGCUGUGAACAAAAGGAAAGUACAGAUCUCCAUGAAAGGUGAAAAUUAUUACCAGGAGUUGCAUGAUGGGUCCACAUCCAUGAUGGCUGCAACACCUACACAAUUCUUCAAGUUCCUGAAUCGCGCAGCACUGAAAACUGAAGGAGACAUUGGACCAAAUGGCUCCAUUGCAAAACCCUGGAAGCUAUGCCCAGUGCAACAAGUAGAAGAUCUCAAAAGCCUAAUCAGAAUCUUCCCACUAUGGUCAACUGGAGUAUUCUUGUCCAUCCCAAUUGUUAUCCAAUCCAGCUUGCCAAUAAUCCAAGCUCUAACAAUGGAUCGUCAUCUUGGAUCCCAUUUUCAAAUCCCAUCUGGUUCCAUAAUAGUCUUCAUACUGAUCUCCACUUCCAUCACUAUUAUCUUCAUUGACAGAGUCUUGUUUCCCACCUUGGAGAAGUUCAGUGGCCGACCAUUGACACCUCUCAAACGAGUUGGGAUCGGCCAUGUAUUGACAGGGCUCAGCAUGGCGGUGGCGGCUCUGGUGGAGUCGAGUCGGCUCAAAAUGGAAAAAUUUCACCACCUCCAAGAUCAAAAUGGUGCUGUUGUACCCAUGUCAGUCAUGUGGCUGGUUCCCCAGUUGGCCAUUGUUGGUAUUGGGGAAGCAUUUCAUUUUCCUGGAAAUGUUGCAUUUUACUACCAAGAAUUUCCUGCAACACUGAAAAGCACAUCAACUGCCAUGGUCGCGUUGUUUAUGGGAAUCUCCUAUUAUUUGGGCAACAGCGUGAUGGAUCUUCUUCGAAGGGUAACAGGGUGGUUACCAGACAAUAUAAAUGAUGGGAGGCUAGAUAAUGUGUAUUGGGUGUGUGCUGCACUUUCAAUGUUGAACUUUGUGUAUUAUCUUGUAUGCGCCUGGUUGUACAAGUAUCAAAAUGCUGAGGAGGCGUUCGACAAUAGUUCUAAACCAGAGAAAUGAUGUUGCUUGCAAAUCAAGUAAGAUGCUAGGCUGUUUAAUAUUUCUCCUAGAGAAGUGUUUGUUUUAGAACCUUUGGGUACCAUCCUCAAGCUUUUCCAAAGGUCUUGAAAUGUUGAAAAGAAGUAAAGAUGCGUGAUAUUUUCA